This is a messenger RNA of Annulohypoxylon truncatum, 1460 nucleotides long. Its product is annotated as Co-chaperone Hsc20. The record is from RefSeq and is a predicted model, not a curated record. Lineage: Eukaryota; Fungi; Ascomycota; Sordariomycetes; Xylariales; Hypoxylaceae. The coding region runs from base 161 to 1078 and encodes 305 amino acids. Gene Ontology annotation, biological process: protein complex oligomerization; [2Fe-2S] cluster assembly. Gene Ontology annotation, cellular component: mitochondrion. Gene Ontology annotation, molecular function: ATPase activator activity; protein-folding chaperone binding. The transcript has a single exon.
AAACGACUCCAAGUUCGUACACUUUACCACGUACAUAACCAACAACCUACUCAAGUCUGAGGAAUAUCAGAAAUAUCAUAUUUAGAUUCUGCGUGUAUUAAUAUAUUCUAGUAUACCUGAACUUUACGAACCACAAGAACUAGUCGUAUCUGCUCCAGCAAUGCGAUCCUCAUUACUACCCCGAAGACCGCUGCGGCGCGUCUGCGACUCUUGCAGACAGCAACAGCAGCGCAACCACGCCCCGUCACCGAACUUCCGCCAGGCUGCUGCACUGAGCACGAUAGCGCCAAGCAAAACCACUUCUCCUCGCCAAACCGCCAACGCCAGCCCAACACCCGCAGCGCGCGAAGCACCACCUCGCGCUCACAUCCGCAACGUACCGCAGUUCCGGCAUAUAUCAACCAGCGCCGCAUCCCUGGCGCGCCCAGCCGAAGCAGCACAACCCGCACAGCCCUCCCCCGAAGCCGAAGUAACGAUCCAAGACCAAGAAGAAGAAGCAGGUGAUGGAAUUAAGCCAAAGCCAACACCAGCACCAAUAAAAACGCACUACGACCUGUUCCCCCAAACCCUUCCCUCCGGCCCUCCCCCCUCAGGGCCCUUCGCAAUCGACCUCCGCGCGCUCCGCCGCGAAUUCCUAACCCUGCAAGCGACAGCGCACCCAGACGUCGCGCCGGCCGGCUUGCCCGCAAAGCGACGCGCGGAAGCCGCGUCCUCGCUCAUAAACGAAGCGUACCGGACCCUUUCCUCUCCCUUACUCCGCGCGCAGUACCUACUGCAUUUAAGCGGCCACGACGUGGCGAACGAUGAGACGGGGAAGGUGGCGGAUCCGAACUUGCUGAUGCUGGUUCUGGAGACGCGGGAGGCGAUCGAGGAGGCGCGGAGCGAGGAGGAGUUGGAGCCGUUACGGGUGGAGAAUGAGGGAAGGAUUAGGGAAAGCGAGGAUAGGCUAGGACAGCUUUUUGGGGAGGGGGAUGUGGAGGGGGCGAGGGGGGAGGUGGUUCGGUUGAGGUAUUGGGUUAAUAUAAGGGAUACGAUUCGGGAUUGGGAGAGGGGGAAGCCGGUUGUGCUGCAGCAUUGAGGUGGGAGAGAUGAUUUUGGGGGUGGUGAUGCUGCAUUACUUUGUUAAGUCAGGGUCUUGGCGGGGCGUGUGUAUCGAAGCUAGGGUCGAGUAUACUUGUAUUGUUAAAAGGAAGGGACUACGGCUAUCUGGGGGCAUGGUGUAGGAGUCAUAGCAUGCGCGCAUAGGAGGCCAAAAAGUGUACAGAUAUCCAUGCUAUUCGAGGGACUGAGUUGGUUUUGCGUAUCACCGCAAUUCUAAGGUACUCAUCUGUUCAGAACAAGCAAGGCUAUUCUCGCUUUGUUAAACAAGAAAAUCCAUUCUCAAUUACUACGCAAGUUUUCGUGAAGUUCUUGCUUAGUGAUAUAUCAAGAAUAGGUCAAAAACUGCUCAUAGCUACCUA